This is a messenger RNA of Effrenium voratum, 315 nucleotides long. Lineage: Eukaryota; Dinophyceae; Suessiales; Symbiodiniaceae. The record is from the annotation of a GenBank genome assembly.
AUGGAAUCGGCCGAGCGCGCCUUCGAAGCGAUGAGUGCGCAAGGAGGCACGGGCGACGUGUACAUCGCCCACGUGCUGGAGAAGGCCGAGCGCGAACAAGAAGUGAUCUUCCUGGGCGCAUUCAAGUCUCGAAGAGACGCUGCGAGGGCGCUGGUUGAUCGAGCCAAGCACGAAUUUGCCCAAGCCAUGCAACGCGCAUACGAGGACAAUUCAUAUCAGGAACCUACCUUUCUGCUCGAAGGAGACAAUUUCUCGUUGCUUGUGGAAGAUGCGAUGCUACAACAGUUCAAGGUCACCGGGGUUCCACUGGCCUGA